This is a messenger RNA of Thecamonas trahens ATCC 50062, 3706 nucleotides long. RefSeq names its product ubiquitin conjugation factor E4. The transcript has 2 exons. The coding region runs from base 1 to 3678 and encodes 1225 amino acids. Gene Ontology annotation, biological process: protein polyubiquitination. The record is from RefSeq and is a predicted model, not a curated record. Gene Ontology annotation, molecular function: ubiquitin-ubiquitin ligase activity. Lineage: Eukaryota; Apusomonadida; Apusomonadidae. Gene Ontology annotation, cellular component: nucleus; cytoplasm; ubiquitin ligase complex.
AUGACCGAGCAGAAGACGAGACGGCGGCUGAGGGGUUUAGGGCUGGGGAAGGAGCUGGGACAGAAGCUGGCGCUGGUGCUGCUGGCGCUGCUGGGACAGAAGCUGGCGCUGGUGCUGCUGGCGCUGCUGGGACGGAAGCUGGCGCUGGUGCUGCUGGCGCUGGCGCUGCUGGCACAGAAGCCUCUGACGGCGACGUUGGCAUCGCUCAAUCCACAGACACCCGAUCAGAUGCGGACGCUGCGUCUGUCGCGGUUUGGUGGUGGUAGUGGCGGCGACUCGCCGGAGCCGAAUGUGGAAGCGGUGGCAGUGCCCGAGUCGGAAGAUGGUGGCGAUUCCAUGGUUGUGCCGCAGGCCAACGCUCCUAUGGCGGCGACGCCAGUGACGCCCAAGACGCAAGUGUUUGAUCCGGCAUUGUCUUUGGCAUCGUCAAGUCCAUCGGCUUUUGUUGCGGGCUCAUCGGGGCUCACGCCAGAGCAAGUGAGGGCAAGGAGGCUGGCAAGGUUUGGCGCGGGUGGAGGGAGCAGCGGGCCAAAGGUCAAAGUGCCGCGGCGCGGGAGCGGACAGGGGACGGGCGUAGAGCACUCGACACCGGCCAGCCGGCGCAACGACGGCGAUGUCCAGGGCUCACCGUCGCCGUCGCGGCUCGGGUUGUCGCCGGCCGGGGCCAACGCGACGCCGCUAGAGGUGUGGAAGGCACGGGUGGUGAAUAAGUGGCUGCAUCCGUCACCACCAGUGUCCGAGGAUGGUCCGGUCGACGUUGAUGCAGCAGUGGCUCAGGCCACGCUUGGGCGUGGUCAUCCCAAGGAUCCGGAGACGCCGUGGGGAAAGCCGGCGUCCGGACGGACACCACUCCAUUUUCUGGUGAGCGUGUACGGGCGGGCGCAGCGGAUGGCGGCGUCGACGACGAUUGCGGCGCAUCCAGGCCGGCCCGAGUUUCUAGCCGAGGUCAAGAGCCUGUGCGUCUCGUACGUGUUGCUCCUCCUUGAGCACGCGGACAGCUUCCCGCAGUCGAGGGAGAGCAAGGCUUCUGGGCCGGCUGGUCUAGUUCCAUUCCUUCUCGGCGUGAGUCCAGGCAUGCCGCUCCCGCCGGGCCUACUGCCGGCGAUGCUGGCCGAGAUCGAGACUUGGGCGAGUGAGCGGGCAGCAGCGUUUGCAGCACCGCUGUUCGAGGCGCUGUGGGCAGGUGUGAGCAAGCUGCGGUUCGAAGACUCUGAAGCCGGACUGUACGUGCGCGCGCUGGGGGCGCUGGUGGAGAGCAAGACUCUGGCGCGUGUUCUGGCGGAGCAUCCGCUCUUCCUCGGCAAGGGCACGGCGAUCGAAACAAAAGCCGGCUCGCUGGUGGAGAGCAGCACGCUGCUCGGCCCGUUCUUCUCACUCUCACCGCUCGACUCGCGCUCGUUUGUUGCAGUCACGUUUGGACCGUCACCAGCGCAGUCACUCGGCCUGCUCACCACCCGGCGAUCGGGUGAAGUGGGCGGGACGUGGCCGUCAAGCCGCGACGAGGUUGAACGAACGCGUGCGCUGGUCGCAGCGCGGCACGAGGCGCUUGUCGCGCAGCUGCACGAAGUGGUGGACAAGGUAGUGCGGGCGGGGCCUGAGGCACGCGAAGCCUUUCUCAGCUGGAUCGGACUUGUCCUCUCUUCCAACACGGCGCGGUUGCACUCCCAGCGGGCAUCACCGAUGGCGACAGCGAGCGAGGGCUUCUUCUUCAAUCUCGCAUGCGUCAUGGUUGCGCUGUGCAAGCCGUUUGUGAGCAAGGGUAAGGCCAAGUUUGGCCUCAUCUAUCCGCAGUACCUCCUGGUCACUGACCGGGUCGAUGUAAGCAGUGACACCAAAAUGGCGGCGUCGUCGCGCGAGACCGAAGCGUGGAUUGACGUCCGCAACCGGACGGCACAGGAGCAGUUUGAGAUUGUGAGGACGCGCCAAGCGAAUGAGGCGGCGUUGCGAGCCGCGGCAGCGGGCGGCGGUGCGAGCAGUAGUGCCACCAGCGGUGCCAGCGGUGCCAGCGGCACGGCCGAAGCUCACGUGAGGGUGCCGACCAAGUUCAAGUUUGUCACCGAGAUGUUCUUCCUCACGCUCCGCACGUUGUACUUUGGGCCUAUGCAGACCGUGGUGCGGUACCGACAGGUUCGGUCGUCGACGCAUCGGUUGAUGAGCGAGAUGCAGGCGAUGAACGAGGGAGGGCAGCGGGCGUCGGACGCGAUGGACCGUGUGGAGAGAAUGAUGGACGCGGCGAUGGGACUGCGGCUCUCGCUGGAGACGCUUGUGCUCGACCGGCGGAUUCUCAACGAGUUUAUGCAGCUCUACGCGUUUACGGCGGCUUGGCUUCUCGAGCGGGCGGAUCCGGAUGGGGUGGGUGUGCCGCUUGCGGGCGUGCCCGAGGCGUUUGGCAUGCUUCCGGAGCACAUUGUGGACGAUGUGGCGACGCUCUGGCACUUUGUGCUCCAGGUUGAGCCUGCGGCACUGGCUUCUGUCUCGCUCGAUCUGUGCAUCUCGUUCAUGAUGACGCUCAUCGGCAAUCCAGUGCUGGUCAAGAACCCAUAUCUGCGAGCCAAGUUUGUGUCGGUUAUGGCCGAGACGCUAGCGCAGGAGCACAGCGUGGGCCUUGCCGAGUUUGAGAGCAAUGCGGUUGCGCGCGAGUGGAUGGCUAUCAUUUUGGUCGACUUUUACGUCGACAUCGAAGUGACCGGCUCCCACACGCAGUUCUACGACAAGUUCUCGGUCCGGCACGACAUUGCCACGAUCGUGAUGCGGAUGUGGGAGUCUAGCCACUUUCGCGGCGCGCUCGGCGAGGUGCCAGCCAAGUACCCCGAGUCGUUUACCCGCUUUGUCAACAUGCUCCUCAACGACGCGACCUUUACACUCGACGAGUCACUGACGCGGCUGGCGCAAAUCCGCGAGCUUGAGGUGCAGCGCGAGGAUGGCCAAGGAUGGAGUGCGCUGAGCGGGGAGGGUAGGGCGGCAGCCGAGGCGCGCGAGGGCGAGCUCCGGUCGGCAGUACGGUCGUAUAUGGUGCUAGCCAACGAGAGUGUCAAGGUCCUUGCACUCCUUGCGCAAGACAUCCAUGCGCCGCUGGUGGCGCCUGCGCUCGCCGACCACCUUGCAACAGUGCUCAACUCGGUGAUGGCCUCGCUUGUCGGCCCGCACUGCCUCGAGCUCAAGAUCGCGCGGCCUGAGCAGGUCUCGUUUGAUCCGCGAGCGCUGCUCUCGGACGUGGCGUCGGUGUACGCGGCGCUGGCGGGCGAGGAGGCGUUCCGGCGGGCAGUGGUCCGUGAUGAGCGCUCGUUCUCGCUCUCUGUCUUUGACAAGAUGCUCAAGGUCGGCUCGCGGAACUCGCUGGUGACGAGCGUACAGCUGGCGGUGCUCGCCGAGCUCCGGCAGCAGCUCGAGGCGUCGUCGGCCGAGUCGAGCGCGCUUGACGAGCUCCUGGACGACGUGCCGGACGAGUUCCUAGACCCGCUGAUGGCAACGCUUAUGCGCGAUCCGGUUAUUCUCCCGUCAUCGCGGGUGAGCGUCGACCGGUCAACCAUCACGCGGCACCUGCUCUCGGACGAGAGUGAUCCGUUCAACCGGCAGCCGCUCACGCUCGACCAAGUGAUCCCGGACGAGGCGCUGAAGGCGCGGAUCGAAGCGUGGAUCGCGGCACGAGUGAGUGCUGGGAAGGAAGAGGUUGGGUAGGGAAGGGCUGUAUAAACAGUGUCAGGCC